Molecule: messenger RNA, 1243 nt
Organism: Lagenorhynchus albirostris (white-beaked dolphin)
Lineage: Eukaryota; Metazoa; Chordata; Mammalia; Artiodactyla; Delphinidae
Gene: PTHLH
Product: parathyroid hormone like hormone
Exons: 5
Coding region: 371-904 (177 amino acids)
Biological process (GO): regulation of chondrocyte differentiation; bone mineralization; adenylate cyclase-activating G protein-coupled receptor signaling pathway
Cellular component (GO): extracellular region
Molecular function (GO): hormone activity; peptide hormone receptor binding
Source: RefSeq, a predicted model, not a curated record
GCAGCUUAGAGCGAUAGUUCCGCUGCUUCUGCAGGCUGAAGCGACAAGGAUAGAGUCACCCUAGAAUAUGUUUGCCUGCGAGCGUGUGAACAUUCCUCUGCUCGGCUUUCAACUCUCCUCCAACCUGCGCCGCCCGGCCAGCAUGCCUCCCCGGUCUUGAAGCGGGGCCGCUGCUGCCCUGCCCCUCGCUCAGGCCGCCGCCGCCCCUCCGCGCCGCUGUUAACCCGCCCUCGCCGCCACCUGGCCCUCCUGAUCGACGACACACGCACUUGAAACUGGUUCCCAGGGUGUGUGGAAUCAACUUUCCGGAAGCAACCAGCCCACCAGAGGAGGUAGACAGACAGCUAGGUCCCCAGAGAUAGAGGAUACGAUGCUGUGGAGGCUGGUUCAGCAGUGGAGCGUCGCGUUGUUCCUGCUGAGCUACUCGGUGCCCUCCUGCGGGCGCUCGGUGGAGGAGCUCGGCCGCCGACUCAAAAGAGCUGUGUCUGAACACCAGCUUCUCCAUGACAAGGGGAAGUCCAUCCAAGAUUUACGGCGACGAUUCUUCCUUCACCAUCUGAUCGCAGAAAUCCACACAGCUGAAAUCAGAGCUACCUCGGAGGUGUCCCCCAACUCCAAGCCUGUUCCCAACACCAAGAACCACCCCGUCCGAUUUGGGUCUGACGAUGAGGGCAGAUACUUGACUCAGGAAACCAACAAGGUGGAGACGUACAAAGAGCAGCCACUGAAGACACCUGGCAAGAAAAAGAAAAGCAAGCCUGGAAAACGCAAGGAGCAGGAAAAGAAGAAGCGGCGAACUCGAUCAGCCUGGCUGAACUCAGGCAUGGCUGGGUGUUGGCUGGAAGGGGACCACCUGUCUGACAUCUCCGCGACAUCGCUGGAGCUCAAUACACGGAGGCAUUGAAAUUUUCAGCAGAGACCUUCAGAAGACAUAUUGCAGGAUUCUGUAAUAAUGAACAUAUGGAAAGUAUUAGAAAUAUUUAUUGUCUGUAAAUACUGUAAAUGCAUUGGAAUAAAACUGUCUCCCCCAUUGCUCUAUGAAACUGCACAUUGGUCAUUGUGAAUAUUUUUUUUUUUGCCAAGGCUAAUCCAAUUAUUAUUAUCACAUUUACCAUAAUUUAUUUUGUCAACUGAUGUAUUUAUUUUGUAAAUGUGUCUUGGUGCUGCUGAAUUUCUAUAUUUUUUGUAACAUAAUGCACUUUAGAUAUACAUAUCAAGUAUGUUGAUAAAUGACACAAUAAAG